Hemiscyllium ocellatum (epaulette shark) is the source of this 3931-nucleotide messenger RNA. Its product is annotated as zinc finger protein 239-like. Gene Ontology annotation, molecular function: DNA-binding transcription factor activity, RNA polymerase II-specific; RNA polymerase II cis-regulatory region sequence-specific DNA binding. NCBI's taxonomy places the organism in Eukaryota, Metazoa, Chordata, Chondrichthyes, Orectolobiformes, Hemiscylliidae. Gene Ontology annotation, cellular component: nucleus. The coding region runs from base 1 to 1026 and encodes 341 amino acids. Gene Ontology annotation, biological process: regulation of transcription by RNA polymerase II; central nervous system development. The transcript is spliced from 2 exons. The record is from RefSeq and is a predicted model, not a curated record.
AUGCUCAGUGUCAUUUAUGGGGACAGCCCGAGGAGGAGCGGAAGGUUCGGGCGGCGGAAAGUGUCUGUGAGACAAGUUGAACAGCCUGAACAAACAUUGCACCUUUCACAGUGCAGUGUAGUGUAUGUAGACAAGGCUCCAAACAAUUUGUCCAACCUGGAGAGACCCAAGGAUACCCAUGGCAUUGAUAAACCAUGGAAAUGUGUAGACUGUGGAAAGGGAUUCAGUUAUCCAUCUGAGCUUGAAAUUCAUCGACGCAGUCACACUGGGGAGAGACCAUUCACCUGCUCUACUUGUGGGAAGGGAUUCACUCAGUCAUCCAGUCUGUUGACACACCAGUAUGUUCACACUGAGCAACGACCUUUUAAAUGUUCUCAUUGUGAGAAGAAAUUUAAAAGCAAGAAGUAUCUACUGAGACAUCAACUCAUUCACAGUGGGGAGAAGCCUUUCAGCUGCUCUGCGUGUGGGAAGAGAUUCACUGCUUCUUCAAACCUACAGAAACACCAACGAGUUCACACUGAUGUGAGACCUUUUAAAUGCCCAGACUGUGGGAAAUGCUUUAAAAGUUCUGGGGAAGUGACGUGCCAUCAACGUGUUCACACUGACGAGAGACCAUUCAGGUGCUCUCACUGUGGAACUGGAUUCAGGAGAUCAUCUGAACUCACUGUUCACCAGCGAACUCACACUGGAGAGAGACCGUUUACAUGUCCCAAGUGUGGAAAGGGAUUUGCUCAGUCAUACAACCUACUGAAACAUCAGCGUAUUCACUCUGAUGUAAAACCUUUUAAAUGUUCUGACUGUGAGGAGACGUUUAAAAGCAGCAAUGUUCUUAUGAGACACAAGCGAGUUCACACUGGAGAGCUGCCAUUUACCUGCUCUACGUGUGGGAAGAGAUUCACCCAGUUUUGCAACCUGCUGAAACACCAGCAUGUCCACACAGGGGACAGGCCAUUCACCUGCUCUAUGUGUGGGAUGGGAUUCACUCAAUUUUCCAACCUGCUACAGCACCAGCGAAUUCACGAGUGACUGGUGAGUCUGGAUUGUGCUGCUUGUCACGGCUGUCAAUUAUAUCCAGAAAUGAAUGUGUGGGUUAACACUUGAGGUGCAUAAGAAAUGUUUUUAAUCUGCUCUGUUCCACAGUUGAGCUCUAGAACACAAGCUGCUUCACAACUGUGUUCAGAGUCUGGAAAAUUAUGGAAAUUGAGAUUUAGUCCAGAAUUCACAAAUACCAAAAAUCCAGGGUAGAAGUCGUAGGUGAUUCGAAGCCAUUUCAUUAAUGAGCAGCAGUUUGGAUAUGAUACACAAGUUAAAUAGGCCCAAAAGACAGACAAACCAUGGUGGUGCAGUAGUAAUGUCACUGGACAAGUAUUACUCAGACCCAGUAUAAAGGUCUGGAGACCAGAAUUCAAAUUUCACCAAUUCUAGCUGCUGGAAAUUAAUCUCCGAUUUAUGAAUUGUAUUUGAAAGCCAAUUCCAGUGAUGGUAACUAUAAGAACUGUCGUUGAUUGCUUUUACAACAAAUCAGAUUCACUGCGAUUGUCACAGAAACCAUCAGGUUCACUGAUGUCUUUCAGAGGAAAAAAUUUCUGUCAUCCUCACCUGGUCUGGACUACACAUGACCCCAGAGCCAUUCUAAAAUGACCUCACAAACCUGUCAACUUAGAAGCAUUUAUGGCAUGGCCAACUGAUACUGGCUAUUCCAAUAAAACCCACAAUGCAAAGAAUCAUUUAGAAAUAACUCUGAUGCUAUGAGUAUCUGCACUUUCACCACUUCUUCCAUUGGUGCCAAGGUCCCAAGUACAUUGGGCUAUUUUCAAGAUAAUUUUCAAGAUAAUUGAGAUAUUAGCAUCUAAUAUAUUAGAAAUUCACCUGACUAUAAUAAAGCAAGUACGCUUUGCAAAUAGGAUAGUGUGGGAAAGAUAGCAAGGGAUCCUAAAAGCUGGUCAAGUUUCAAAUAAAAUGUACUACAGCUUCAAAGUAAAAGCUGCUGUGUAAGCUAAAACAGAGAUGUCAAUGAAAUAAAUGACAACAUGCAAUGUAGCAAUCUUGCAAUAAGAGGAUCACAGAAUAAUGGACAUGCAAAAUGGAUGAGUGACCUGCUAUGUGUAUUUCCCCUUUAUGUUAAUGGGUCACUUCCUGGAACAUCCUUCUCAACAGCCUUGUGGGUCUACCCACAGCACAUGGUCUGCAACAGUUUGAAAAGGCAGCUCACUAUCACCUUCUCAAGAGCAACUAGGAUGGGCAAUAAAUGCUGACCAGCCAGCAGCACCCACAUCCCACAGGUGGAUUUAAAAAAAAAUUGAUGAAGUAGUGUCAACAUUGAUCACAAACUGCAUCUGCAGAAGGCUGGGGUCAAUCAGAUAAGAGGCAGGUAAUCGACAAAUAAAUCCUCCUGAGAAAAAGUCAUGUGUUGAAGAUGAAUCAGAAAAUAAAGACCCAGAGAGAGACAGAGAAAGCUUGAAGAACAAAGGCUAUGCUAGAAAAGUUGUAAGAAGUCCUUUUGUGUGCUCUAUCCAUGUUGUUAACCCACACCAAACUGGAGAUCGCAGCCUUACUUAGUACUGAAACUUGCUUGAAGCUCAAUUGUCUUGCCUUAACUCUAUCUCAAAAUAGCUGAUUCACAAUCGAGUUCUGCAGUGAAGUCCACUCCUUCCCCAUCUAAAAUCAGACAUUGCUACUUGCUGAUCCAGGCUGGGAGAAAUUGGAUAGAUAUGCGUAUGUAGAAGAAAGGUCAAAAGAAUAUUCAGCGUAUCGAAGUAGUGAAAGUGAUUGUCCCAAAGAAGUCUCCCAAAACAGUGAUUAUUAAUAACCUUUUAAAUGAUGAGUGACCUGCUGUGCAUGCCCCCCCCCCCCCCACCACUUCUUUUGUUCAGGCUUUCAGUAUUUCUGACUUUUUGUUUUAAUCUCUGCUAAAUCAUUUUCUUGUUAUAACACUGAAAUCCAGAUGAUUUUAAGUCACUUUAAGUUGAUCCUUAUCAGUAGACAGGAGAUCUCAACUAGACCUAACUUUUUGCAGUAUGUGUUCUCAGGGGACUUGAUUUUGUCAAGACCCUGAAAGGUCAAACUAUGUCUCAAAGUUCAGAUUUGGGUCUUAAGCAUGGACUGUCAGAAACAUGUACAUGAGAACUGCACACUGGAGUACCAACCCUGACUUUAAUCUCUCUACCAUUUGGCUGUGCCUUCAGCUGCCAUGACACUAAGCUCUGGGAUUCCCUCCUUAAACCUCUCCACCUCUACUUCACUCUCCUGCUUGAAAUUGUUCCUUAUAAACCGUUCCUUUCAGGUGGCAUGUUAGCUCAGUGGUUAGCACUGCUGCCUCACAGGUCCAGGAACCCGGGUUCAAUUCCAGCCUUGGGUGACUGUCUGUGUGGAGUUUGCACAUUCUCCCUGCGUCUGCGUGGGUUUCCUCCGGGUGCUCCAGUUUUCUCCCACAGUCCAAAGAUGUGCAGGUCAGGUGAAUGGCCAUGCUAAAUUGUCCACAGUGUUAGGCGCAUAAUCAGAGGGAAAUGGGUCUAGGUGGGUUACUCUUCGGAGGGUCAAUGUGGGCUUGGUGGGCCGAAGGGCCUGUUUCCACACUGUAGGGAAUCUCAUCAAAUCUAAACAAUCUGUUUGGCCAAGAUUGGGUCCUAAUGCACCUGUGAAACUCCUUGUGACCAAUUUGUUACAUUAAUCGCUUGUUUUAAGUAUAACUUGUUGCAGUUAUUGUUUGAGUGAGUCUGUGUACAUGUAACUCAGGCACAACUUGUGUUGUAAUUCACUGAGAUUUGGUAGUCUAGUGAGUGAGUCUGUAUAAAUGUAACUCAGAUAUACACAGCUUAUUAGAACAGACCUGGAGAGAAGGAAUGAAUUUUUGAACUUUCUGUUCCUCACUAUUGGGAAAAACUGAUUCUUUCCAAAUAUUCAAAAUGACUAAUAAAGUUAUUAAAAAUAA